This is a messenger RNA of Pelobates cultripes (western spadefoot toad), 5163 nucleotides long. Lineage: Eukaryota; Metazoa; Chordata; Amphibia; Anura; Pelobatidae. The record is from the annotation of a GenBank genome assembly.
AUUCACGUAGUUCAUUACUCGGCUGAGUAUGACAGUAUAAGUGAAGCCGUACAACGACGUGGAGGACUGGCCGUGUUGGCUGCCUUUAUUGAGGUUAGUUUUGGGCUGUCACGAGCAAUGGUGUUUUUGUUUUUUUUUAAAUCAAACUGGAUAGUAUUUGCAGGCUUAGUGCUGUGGAUGGUUAGACCAAUGCUUUCUGCUGCAACACCUACAUUCACACACGAUGCAUACAGGUCUGCAUGCACACACUACACACAAUCAUUUAGCAUUUACAGACAAUACAUACAAUCCAUCGGAAUCCACACAAUCCAUAUACAUUCGCAUACUACACACAACACAUACAAUCAGUCUGCAAACAAACUCAAAACCCACAUUUCAUCAGUAUUCACCCACUACAUGGGUAUGUUGUGGCCACCCCAAUGAGAAGAGGGGUUUCGCCAGGAGAGAUGUUCUUUCCCCCCAGCUGGGUACCUUCACAAUGGACCGCUUCCUAGCUGGAAUAGGGGGCAAACCUCGACACUUUUACCCUCAGUCAGGGCUUGACUGGGGUUCCUGGAACCGCUCCCUGCUGGAGCCGACUGGGGAAUUGGCUCUAGACACCCCCAGGCACUGGACGACACUCAGUCCUGGGAUCUCUAGUCUUUACAAGGACUUUCCCCGUUUAAUCCCCUGCAAUCUGGAACAGCAGACACAGGAGUAAAUCUUCUUUCCCUCCAAUAACAGGACGACACACAGUUUUGGAGUGUAAGCUGGAAUCUCUGUUUAAUGGCACACACUGUUCUUUUAUACAAUUCCUUAGGCCAGGAGAACACCCCCCUGGACCUGAUGGAGCACUGAAUUGCAAGAUGUACAAACCAAUAAAAACAAUGUACAGUGUCUGACACUCCCACAUACAGUAAACAAUCCCUCCCCUCUGCCUGUGAUAUAAUUAAAGUAGUUAAUACAAUAACCUAAUUAUCCACAGGCAGAAAAACACACAUUUUCCCCAAAGUACACAAAACACCCCAAAACAUAACAUGUCCCCAUAAAUAUUACAACCCAUAGUAGCCCUGAUCUAGGUGAACAAUGUAGCGGAGAUGCAAUAUUCCCCAGGUUAUCUCCGCUUAUAAUCCAAGUGAGGCUCAGGAACAAGUAAAUAGUAAAUCCACAGGCAAGGUUUCCAGCAGGUAAAAUACAGCAAUCUCCCCACAGCAAUCCCAAUAACUGGACGACACACAGUUUCAGGAGCAGAACUGAAAGCUUUUAAUCCACAGUCUCCUUAUAAAGCAUGCUCCCAUGCAAGGGAGGGAUUUACACUCAUUAGUACAGUAGCCAAUCCUGUCCUGGUAACCUCCCACACAUCUCCUCCCCUCAGCCAGCAUCAUAAUCCCCUUAUCCAGUACAGCAAUUCCCCCCGAUUCUGGAUGUACCCCUAAACGUAGGGGUACCCCUUUAAAUCCUACAUCACCUGAUAGCCCUGAUCUGGGUGAACAACAUAUCCAAAAAUCACCCAGAUCAGACUAGGGGUUCGGGAAAUCUAUGGAGGGAAUAAAAUGACCGACCGCACUGGAGUCCUGGAGUAAGGGAACAAGCUGCACGAAAGCCUCUAGCUAUAGAGGCUAGGGAGGGUUUGCCUAAAUCCCCUCGUUCGGUUCUUUCUAUCUACCGAACAAGGGGCCGUUCGGUAGAUAGGAACCGAACGGACCGGGCUUGUGGAGGUUUCAGCGGUGUUCGCCUAGUCGAGUGUCCGAUUUGAGUUCCAGACACUCGACAGCAAAACACCGCUGUUCGGGAGUUUUAAAAUGGCCGCCGCCACAUGUUCGUUUGUCGAAUGGCGGCCACCCCUGAGAACAAAGGACGGCUACUUAACUUGUCAAUUACACGUUUGCAACAAUGUUGCAACGGGUGAUUGAGGACACACUUCACACAGGGGAGGUCUGGUUGUUCGGUAGUUUCAUUCCCUUAGUUUAUUCGAAUGAUUCUACCGAACAAUCAGAGGAAUACAGUUCUUUUAAACACAUAUAAAACCAGCAGAUCACACGAAUGCAGUUAUUCACAAGACAUUUGCAGGACAGCCCAGUGCCAUCCGCUACAAACAACAUAUCCAAAAAUCACCCAAGCAGGGGUUCAGGAAAUUCCUGGAAGUCUCUUUUGACUGACCGCAUGAUUUCAUGCCCAAAACAGUUCCAGAGAAUUAGGCUGUGCGGACGGUCUAUUUCGGUAGUUUGCAAAUGAACAAACUACCGAACUGAGUCAGUAGUGUUACCCUGGAGCUUGUUCCCUUCAUUCAGAUGAAUUAUCUCACCGAACAGUGCCCUUCUAAGCUGAAUAGAAAUGAAUGCAGGCAAAGAUGGAAAUCCAGCGGUGUUCUGGAGUUUCUGUAUCCGAUUUUAGUUCCAGGAGAUUCAUGCCCAAACACCGCUGCCUGCAUUCAUGCGAACAAGAUGGCCGCCACCUCAUGGUUGUUCAUAGGAAACGCGGCCACCCAGACGAACAAUUAGAACACUGCAGUGAGAAACGUUCCAAGUUGUUAAUAGGUGUUAACAAGCUCCAGGGUGGUCUCUGUUCGUGCGGUUGUUCGGAAAACAAACCAUAUAGUCCCAAUUGCACGAACAGAACCUGUUUGAAGUUUAUUAACCAAUUCUGUUGCAGGGACCAUAGUCACAGGGUAAAAGGCUGGCAAGUAGUCCCCUCCAAGAACUCGUGGCAAAUUCAGCUAAAAAGGGUAGUUUUCCACAAGCAGCUCUUACAAGAGCUAGUGAUUUAGCACUCCAAGCAGAAGAGAGACAGCUGUUGUAGCUUUCUCCCACAAAUAUUAGACGAGGCUCUAUGCCAUUAGAUAACUGGUUUUAAUGGGGCCACACACAGCCUUUUAUAUCAAUCCCCAUGCAAUGGGCACUCCCCACUGGACCUGAGAGUAGACUACAGUAGAAACAAAUGCACAGUUACAUUGGCUCUCAGGUCCAGGACACUCGCGUACAGAAUAAGAUAAACCCUUCCCUGUGCCUCAAUCAUCUCUAGGCCCAGAGAACAUACAUUUUAGCAGUACCCUCAAAACCUAUGGAAACCCCACAAAAGUUAUAUGUGGGGGACCAACAUAUCGAUAUAUCUCCCAGAUCGGUUCAGAGGUUUGAAAUUUCCAUGGAGGUCACAUUUUGACUGACCACACACGAGGCUCCUGCCCAAAAGAGUUCCAUGAAAUCAGGCUGUGCAGUCUGUCUCUUUCAGUAAUACACAAUACAGUCAAAAUACCGAAUGUAGGGGUUCGUGGGUCUGAUCAAUCUGUUUCUUGUUCGGGAGCUUGUUCCCACCGUGAAAACAAUGAAUGAAGCGCAUGGUGAGAACAAUGGAUGGCGGCCAUUUUAACUCACAGACACUGUUUGGACUUUUCUAGACGGUGCCAUCUCGCCGGUAUUUGGUGCACAAAGACAUCAUGCAGUAGUUUUAAAUUAUACAACAGGGGACACAUUAUAUAGUAAUUAUUUUUCAUAUAGCCUGUAUAUGUUCUGCGGAAUCUGCAUUAAACUGUAUCUUCCAAACUACUGAACGGAUCUGUGGUUCACCCAGAUCCCCCGGUUCCGAGGAUAUACUUUUAUAUAUUUUUUAUGGGGUUAUUGCAUGUUUUGGGGUCCCUGUGAUAUGUUUUAUAAUACUGUAUUUCUCUGCCUGUGAUAAUUGUGUUCAGUAAUCAUAUCACAGGCAGAGGGGAGGAUUUAUGUGGGAGUGUCUGUGUGUAUUGUACUGAUUGAUUGGUUGUAUUUCAAAACCCUGUGGGCAAUACUAUGUUUGUGGAUUGUGAAUAAAAGAGGCUGUAUGUGCCAGUACAGUCAGUUCUACUUCACCCUCAAUUUGGAGUGCCGUCUCUUAUUGGGGGAAUCUGCUACAAGGGAUUGCUAUGCUCUGCAUAUUCCCUUGCUAUAAUCACUCCUAAGCUCUUGUAAGAGCUUGUUCCUGUUUUGCUCUCUGGAGGAGUCUACGGUGGUUAUGGUGUCUGCUGCAGUGCUUGGAGUUCUCAGGAAGCACUAGGAGCAUCCUUCAACGGAGGUACCCAGUCGGGGUGCCAGGUGAUCCGUUACACUUCCCGCACCCACAGCCUCCCAGAACCUAUAGCCUUCCCGCGCCCACAGCCUCCCAGAACCUAUAGCAUCCCAGCGCCCACAGCCUCCCAGAACCUAUAGCAUCCCGGCGCCCACAGCCUGCCAGAACCUAUAGCCUUCCUGCGCCCACAGCCUCCCAGAACCUAUAGCCUUCCCGCGCCCACAGCCUCCCAGAACCUAUAGCCUUCCCGCGCCCACAGCCUCCCAGAACCUAUAGCCUCCCGCGCCCACAGCCUCCCAGAUCCUAUAGCCUUCCCGCGCCCACAGCCUCCCAGAACCUAUAGCCUUCCCGCGCCCACAGCCUCCCAGAACCUAUAGCAUCCCGGCGCCCACAGCCUCCCAGAACCUAUUGCCUUCCUGCGCCCACAGCCUCCCAGAACCUAUAGCCUUCCCAUGCCCACAACCUCCCAGAACCUAUAGCCUUCCUGCGCCCACAGCCUCCCAGAACCUAUAGCCUUCCUGCGCCCACAGCCUCCCAGAACCUAUAGCCUUCCCGUGCCCACAGCCUCCCCGAACCUAUAGCCUCCUGGCGCCCACAGCCUCCCAGAACCUAUAGCUUUCCCGCGCCCACAGCCUCCCAGAACCUAUAGCUUUCCCGCGCCCACAGCCUCCCUACCAGUAUCAGUACCCCUACCAGCUUGCCUCCUCAGCCACUGCAUCUGUAGGCUCCUUUGUUGUGUUGUUGUCUGUUGUUUGUAUAGCUUGUGUUGUUUAACCCCUUAAAUACACAACUUCUGGAAUAAAAGGGAAUCAUGAUGGAAUAUUCCGUCAUGUGUCCUUAAGGGGUUAAUAAAGCCUGCUUGGAUGUAUUGUCUGUAUUGUAAUGCAGAGCUCAGGUUUGUUCUAUUUUUGUUCUUUAUUUGUAUUGGUUAUAUUGUAAUUGAUUGUGUUAUUGUGUACCGUUGAUAUUGGUGUGUUAUGUAUUGGUUGUGUAUUGGUUGCUUGUGCUAUUAAUGUUUACAUAUUAAACCUUUAGGUAAAUUAUAAAUGUUUUGUUUGACUGUUAAAGGAGGGGACUGAAGAAAACCCAAAUUACGAGGAACUACUUUCCUACUUGGAGAAUGUGGCAGAGGAGGGUGAGACCUGA